Geodia barretti is the source of this 483-nucleotide messenger RNA. The record is from the annotation of a GenBank genome assembly. Lineage: Eukaryota; Metazoa; Porifera; Demospongiae; Tetractinellida; Geodiidae.
AUGGCUGUCCGCAGAGCCAGUGCUGAGAGCAUCACUAGUCUGAAUGAACUAAAGCCAGGGAACCAUAUCAAGGUGAAUCAAGGCCUGUACGACCACCACAUGAUAGUGGUGAAUGUGGUGAGCUACAACACCAUUACAGUCAUCCACAAGAGGAAGCAGCAACUGGCAGUUGUAGAGGAGGACAUUUAUUGUUACACACCAGACAAGAUCAUCCGCAUGGUCUACUAUAGUCCCUACAACCAACAAGAGAUCAUUGAGAGAGCAAGACAGCGUAUCGGUGAAUACUACAACUUGCUCUUUGCCAACUGUGAGCACUUUGCCACGGAGGUGAGGACAGGGACUCCAGUGUCACUCCAGGUGGAAACUAGGAAGCAACAACCGGCAGUGGAGGAGAUUGUUUAUUACACACCGGACAAGAUCAUCCUCCUGGAAUACGGUAGUCCUACAGCCAACAAGAGAUCAUUGAGAGAGCAAGACAAUUAG